Messenger RNA from Durio zibethinus, 3268 nucleotides. The record is from RefSeq and is a predicted model, not a curated record. NCBI's taxonomy places the organism in Eukaryota, Viridiplantae, Streptophyta, Magnoliopsida, Malvales, Malvaceae.
GCAAUAGUCCUGCUAAGUAAUUUCCAAUAAAUGCCCUUGUUUUUCCAUUUCGGGCCCUUUCUAACAAUUUUUUUUUUUUCACAGGCAAAUUAAUCCUCUCCUAAGAACUUGAAUAUUGCUCUUUGAUUUUGUCGCUUCGCCCCACCCCUCUAUUUUCAGUGACGACAAUAAACAGUCGAUUACAUUUUUUAAUCAUUGGGUUGAAGAUCCUAAAUUUUACCCUACUGACUCACUUUUUUCUUUAAGAAACUUUGGAUAUUUAAUACAAACUUCCAGGAAGCUUGAAAAAGUAAUGGUCAUCCAGUUUGUUGUAAACCAAGUUUUGUUAAAUAAAUCAGGUAAAAACAAGCGGCUACUUUCGAAUCACCACCAAAUGUUUGAGUUUUUGCCUGUGAGAAGAAACUUGUAUCAACAACCAUUGUUUGGGUGGUUUCAAAACAGAGCAAUGACAUCCAGUAGACGAGUCCAAGACCGAAGCAAGAACAAAAGAAUCCACCAUCUUGAAAUCGUAAAGGAGAAAUGGAAAAUAUCAUCACGGGUAUUGUUUUUGAUGGAAGUUUUAAGGAAAGAACCCGAGAUGAUUAUCCCCAUAAGGUCAUUGGACCACUACAGGAAGCAAAUUAAUUUACCGAAGCCCCACAAAGUAACUGAUUUCAUUCGGAAAUGUCCCAAGUUGUUUGAAUUAUAUAAGGAUCAAAGGGGAACGUUAUGGUGCGGAAUGACUAAAGAAGCUGAGGAUUUACUGGAAGAAGAGGAAAGGUUGAUUGAGGAACAAUCAAGUAAAACUGUUGAGUUUGUUACUAGGAUUCUAAUGAUGUCGGUUGAUAAACGGAUUCAGUUAGACAAGAUUGCUCAUUUCAGGAGAGAUUUUGGUUUGCCGAUUGAGUUUAGGACCAAGUGGGUGAAUCAAUAUCCUCAACAUUUUAGGGUGGUAAAAUCUAAAGAUGGGGUUGAGUUUUUGGAGCUUGUAAAUUGGAAUCCUGCUUGGGCUAUUACAGAGUUGGAGAAGAAAGCAUUGGGUUUGAGUAAUGGGAUUGGACGUGAACCGGGUUUACUUUCUUUGCCUUUUCCUUUGAAAUUCCCUCCUAAUUACAAGAAAGUGUACAGACAUGGAGGGAAGAUUGAGCAUUUUCAAAAAAGAUCUUAUUUGUCUCCGUAUGCGGAUGCUAGGGAGCUGAAAGCAGGGUCAUUGGAAUUUGAUAAGAGGGCAGUUGCUGUUAUGCAUGAGUUACUUAGCUUUACUAUUGAGAAGAGAUUGGUGACUGACCAUCUCACUCAUUUCCGACAGGAGCUUGUGAUGCCACAGAAGUUGAUGAGACUUCUUUUGAAGCAUUUUGGCAUCUUUUAUGUUUCUGAAAGGGGCAAGAGAUUUAGUGUCUUCUUGACUGAAGCUUAUGAAGGUUCAGAGCUGAUUGAGAAAUGCCCGUUUGUGCUUUGGAAGGAAAAGGUCCUAAGCCUUGUUGGUUAUAGAGGAAAGAAGAAAGAGAUUCCUACUUUCAGUGACCUAUCAGACAUGGAAGAAAAGGAUUUAAUUGAGGUUGAUACUGAGAAUGACAACAUAUCUGUGGAAUUUGAGGAAGAGGAGACCAUGGUUGGUUUAGAGGCUGUUUCACUAACUAACAAUGAUGAGUUGGAGAUUGCUCAUGUUUGCAGUGCAUGCAAAGGCACUGAUAAAACUUGAGGUUACUUUCUUUUGUACAUUUAGUUUUUGAAACUUCAGUUACUUCAGUUAAGUUUGAAAUUUCAAAGAUGUCAUUACUUCAAUGAAAUAUUUUAAGCUCAACAUAUUGCCUCCAUGGUAACUGUUUAUACAUGUUUUACUCUGUGCUUUUUAAGCUAUUAUCUUGCUUAAUAUAAAUUGCAUGUCGAAAGUGAGGAGUAAAGGUACAUUUGAUGUGAUAGAUGUGAAGAUAUUCACUGUUCAGGUAGGCUCUUAAAACACUCCUUAGAGCUCAUGACUUUUAAUUUCAUAUAUCUGAAAAUGAUUGGUUGUUCUUGGUAUGAGUUGCUGUUUGUUUCUGAAAAAGCUUGGGUUGCGUUUCAAAUUGAGUUAUAUAGAUGGGGUCUCAAUUAUAUCUAUUGAUUCCUUGGUAAUUUGUAUCCAGUAUUGAAGGAAAGCAAUCAAUAUCAUAUACCAUUUUGCUUGCUUCUGAUAUUUUAAUGUUCAGUUCAAUUUGCAGAUUUUGAAAUUUGGAAAAAUGGUUUCUCCAUUAUUUUGACCUUUAAUUAUAACCAAUAAUUAUUAUAAUGUGUUAAGGCUAUAGGCAAUGAAUUUCAUUGUUCGAUUGUGACCUUUUCUCUUUUUGCAUGAAAAUAUGUUCUUUGAUUGAAGCUUACUUCAUAUGAAUAGAGCUUCAUUGUACUGCUCUUAAUUGGCCCUAUCAGAUACAAGCUUUUCUUUUAGAAUGAAAAGUAUAAUAGUCAAAGCUUUAGGCAUGAACUGUAUAUUCUUGAAAAACUGCUGAUUGCAGCAUAUUUUCUUAUCAUUUUUUUAAACUCCAUAUUUCUCCAAAUUAUUGUUUAGCUCAUUUUUGUUCUGUUCAAGCUGUUCACUGUUUCACAUUUUUCCUUUCAUUCAGAUUGCAUAUUCAGCAACCAGAUGGCUUUAUAUAUGUAACUGCUUCAUUUGGAUGAUGGAAAUUUUAAUUUGCAAUAUAUCAUAGUAGCUUGAAUUCGCAAUAUGAAAGCUCUCCUUCAACUAGGGCUCCUGUCUGGGUUUCCUAAUGGAACAAUGAAACUCAUUCAACAAUGGAAAGAUGUACAGCGAAAUGACAACAGAAAAACACUCGGACAUGAAGUGAUGGCUCAACAGCAAGAACAAUCAGACAAUAAAUGGACCAUGUUCCAUUUUCAUGACUCAUACUUUGGCUGUAACUUAUACAUAAUUUCUUCGGCCAAACUAGAAUCUUUUAUACAAUUUAUAGAAAAUCAAACCAAAUCAUGUGGUUGUAGAUUUCAAUGUUUCUAUUGUGAUAAAUUUAACUCCAUCUAGCAUAGAAAUUAAAUUUGAAAGUUACUGUCAUCUAAUUGCUGUCCCUUGCUGAAUGAUCACAACCUAUCAUAUCUUCUCAAGCAGGAAAGAAACUGAAAUUUCAUCCAACUACAGUAUAAAGUUUUUAUGAUGGUGACAUUUUAAUAUCUUGAAAAAGAUUGCAAUUAUAUUUGUUUUUAGUAACUUUGAAUUUACUUAUGGGUCUAAAUUAACUAACAUAGGUUGAGCGAAGCCCUCGCGCUCACUCUCACCCAACUUCUUUAAAUGUACAUGGGG